This is a messenger RNA of Cheilinus undulatus (humphead wrasse), 1707 nucleotides long. RefSeq names its product keratin, type I cytoskeletal 13-like. The transcript is spliced from 9 exons. Gene Ontology annotation, molecular function: structural molecule activity. Lineage: Eukaryota; Metazoa; Chordata; Actinopteri; Labriformes; Labridae. Bases 1 to 1707 code for a protein of 568 amino acids. The record is from RefSeq and is a predicted model, not a curated record.
AUGGGGCAUCCCAGAUGGGAGGAGGAAUCCGGUGGGCGGCAAGGAGGCAACCCAGAAGGGCACAAGGGCUCUGGUGGAUGGCCAGGGAGCAGCCCACAAACAGAUGUCAGGGUCAGGGCUUCUCCGGUGGAGCCUGGAACAGAGGUGAGGGUCAGGACCGCCAAUACAGAGCCAGGAGCUGGGGCCGGGACGGCCUCCAAUGUGGAGCCCAGAGCUGGGACCAGGACGGCCUCCAACGUGGAGCCAGAUGCUGGGACCAGGACGGCCUCCGGCAACAAAUACACCAGCAGUGGUGGUGGUCGUAGCAGUGCCUCGGUGUAUGGGGGAGCUAAACCUGGCACUAUCAAAAUCUCUAGUGGUAAUGCCUCCAUGUUCGCUGGAGGUGGUGCUGGUGGUGCCUCCAUGUUCGCUGGAGGUGGUGCUGGUGGUGCCUCCAUGUUCGCUCAAGGUGCUGCUGGUGGUGGCCGCUUCAUUUACCUGGGGGGCGAUGCUGUUGCACGGGGCUCGGGAGGUGGUUCUGGGUUUUCCUUCGGUGGUGCUGGGGCUGGUGCUGGAGGAGGCGACCUGGACAUCACUGCCAACGAGAAGAUGGCCAUGCAGAACCUGAACGACCGCUUGGCUUCCUACCUGGAGAAGGUGCGCAAGCUGGAGGCUGCCAAUGCUGAGCUGGAGCUGAAGAUCAGGGAGUUCCUGGAGCAGAAGACCUCUCCCUCCUCCAGAGACUACAGCGCCUACUUUGCCACCAUCGCAGACCUGCAAGGACAGAUCCUGGAAGCUACCAAGGUCAACGGUGGCAUCUACCUCAGCAUCGACAACGCCAAACUGGCUGCUGACGACUUCAGGCUCAAGUAUGAGAAUGAGCUUGCUAUGCGCCAGUCAGUGGAGGCCGACAUCGCUGGGCUGAAGAGAGUCCUUGAUGAGCUCACCAUGGGCCGGACCGACCUGGAGAUGGAGAUUGAAGGCCUGAAUGAGGAGCUGAUCUUCAUGAAGAAGAACCACGAGGAGGACAUGCUCGGCAUGCGGGACCAAAUGAGCGGCCAGGUGAACGUAGAGGUGGACGCUGCUAAAGGACCCGACCUCGCUCAGAUCAUGGAGGAGAUCAGGGAGCAGUAUGCAAAUGCUGCUGCCAAGAGCAAGAAAGAACUUGAUGUCUGGUUCCAGGGAAAGACAGAAGCUCUGAACAAAGAGGUUGCUGAAAGCACAGAGAGCAUCCAAACAUCCAAAACUGAGAUCACUGACCUCAAACGAACGCUGCAAGCCCUGGAGAUUGAGCUGCAGUCACAACUCACUAUGAAAUCAUCUCUGGAGGGCACCCUGGCUGACACCCAGAAUCGGUUUGCCAUGCAGCUAGCAGGUUUUCAGAACCAGGUUUCCUGUAUGGAGGAGCAGCUGGUGCAGCUGAGAGCUGACCUGGAGCGUCAAGGCCAAGAGUACCAGAUGCUGCUGGACAUCAAGACCAGACUGGAGAUGGAGAUCGCCGAGUACAGGAGGCUGCUGGAUGGAGAGGGUGGCGGUGGCUCCGGCGGCCUCAGCAGCUCCAGCAGCUCCAGCAGCAUGAUGACUUCCACCCCUGCAAAUCGUUCACCCUCACCCGCUCCCCCAUCCUCCACCUCAGUCACCAAACAGAAAGUUGUCACCAUUGUCGAGGAGGUAGUGGACGGGAAGGUGGUCAGUUCCACCCAGUCCGAGGUCGUGAAGGAGCUGUGA